UCUCUCAUCUGAGGAUUAGCACACCCUCCCGGUCUCCCUUCUCCCCCAAUCUCUCCAGCAAAGCUGCUUCGCUGAGCUCGGAGAGACGACCUGCGCUCCCCAACCAAACCACACACCAAGAAGAUAACAGAUGGCGGCGUCCGUGGCUUUCUUCUUCGACGCGGAGCCGCUGGGGGAGCCCGGGCGGCACGCGCUGGACGCCUGCGCGCUCUGCUCCAAGCCGCUCACCCGCAACAGCGACAUGUUCAUGUACAAGGGCGACACGCCCUUCUGCAGCGAGGAGUGCCGCUACGAGCAGAUGCACCACGACGCGGCCUACGCGCGGCAGGCCGGCAGCCGGCGGAAGCAGCAGCAGGCGCAGCGGGGCGGCGGCAGGCACGAGGGCGGAGCCUCCGUGCCCGCCAAGGCCGACGUGUCCGUGGCCAGCUACUAAUAAGCAAGGAAGGAGGAAGAAGAGUUUCUUGGCUGAAACAGCUACUACGAGAGAUCCGGUCAUGGAGGCGCUCCUGGCUGCCUGGAGCUACGCGGAGCCCGGGCUUUGGGCAGAGACGAAGCUAACUUGGGGAGGGGAUGGAUCUGAAGAUCGGAGAAGGCGACAAAGGCAGAUUUGACCUAACCUUGGGGUUAAAUCUGGGCAGUGCGUCGGGUUUUUAGUUCUCCCCUUUUGAUUGGAUCUUCUAGAGGGCGUGUGUGCUAGAGCAUCAUCUCGAUCUGUAAAUGUAUGAGGCAUCUGAAAAAGUUAUGCAUGCCCUGCAAUUUUGAUCCGUUGAUUGGUAUACAAUCCCCUCGCACCAAAA
Messenger RNA from Setaria italica (foxtail millet), 797 nucleotides. RefSeq lists its product as uncharacterized. Gene Ontology annotation, molecular function: zinc ion binding. Gene Ontology annotation, biological process: regulation of DNA-templated transcription. The record is from RefSeq and is a predicted model, not a curated record. The transcript has a single exon. Bases 131 to 433 code for a protein of 100 amino acids. NCBI's taxonomy places the organism in Eukaryota, Viridiplantae, Streptophyta, Magnoliopsida, Poales, Poaceae.